This is a messenger RNA of Hyalella azteca, 3091 nucleotides long. RefSeq names its product leukocyte surface antigen CD53. Gene Ontology annotation, cellular component: membrane. Lineage: Eukaryota; Metazoa; Arthropoda; Malacostraca; Amphipoda; Hyalellidae. The transcript is spliced from 5 exons. The record is from RefSeq and is a predicted model, not a curated record. The coding region runs from base 59 to 904 and encodes 281 amino acids.
UUGGUGCACGAGUGUACAUAUAGCCACGGUUCUGUCUGUCCUGUUUUCACGAGUGAAGAUGACGAAUAAAUCUGAAUAUGCAUUGAAUUUUUGCAAUGCUAUUUUGAUGGCGAUUGGCAUCGGCUUCAUUGGCGUGGCAUCGUUCACUUUGUUGAAAUAUAAGCCUCUGGGGGCGGUCAUCAGUCCGGUGAUCAACGAGGCAUAUUGCGUCCUGGGUUUCGGGUGCAUCUUGGUGGUCCUUGGGAUCGUUGGCGUGACCGUCUUGGGGUGCAACAUCAGCAGCGGUGACAAGCAUUACCGGCGAGGUUGCUGCUGGAAUUUUACGCUCAUUGCUACAGUGGUGCUGAUGGUGACGUUAGCUGUAACAGAGCUGACUGUGGGUUUGCUGCUCUUCACGCCUGAAGCGGUCAACUCCCAAGUAUGCGACGUCAUGAAUAAAACCUUCAAUGAGUACAAUACUGAGAAUUCGAAUAGCACACAAUAUUUUGACACCGUUGAACAAGAGCUGAAGUGCUGCGGCGUGAACGGCUACAUGGAUUGGCAAGCCUUACGCAAUUCCAGUGACGUGACCCAAGGCUGCUGUACGAACACUACAGCACCAGGGUGCUAUAAGGACAUCACAAGCCUUGAUAUCACACAGAUCAAGAACAAGAUCUACACCAGAGGCUGCUAUGAGGCCUAUAAAGAAAGUCUACAUGGCGUAUCUAUGGUCACGACCGUCUUCUUCUACGCAGCUGCUGCGAUGUUGGUUCUGACGAGCAUAACGUGUGUGACCAAUUUGGUCGUCAACUGCUGCAUUGAAGUAGAAGAUGAACCAGAUUUCGGUUUUUACAAAAGAGAAGAAACUACACCCAUGACAGGAGUCAAUUCAGCCAGCAGCACAAACUCACGCUAUAGGUCAUGAUCCUGACAUUCGUUAGACGGAAAGUGGGUGCAGUUCAAAAUUGCCUUGUUUGUUUAUGGCCUCUUUUUUUCAGCGGCAUUGGCCCACAAAAUAUGAUGAUGACCUUGCACUCAAUGAAAAAGUUAUUAUAAAAAUCCCAAAAAGUUGAUUUGUUGACUCCCAAAUUGCAAGUUUACUAAUGAAUAAUGAACUGUGGCAUUUUUUGGCUUCUUUGGCGAGUGGAUUUGGCCGUUAUCUCCUGCCACCAUUUGGCAACCCUGCAGUUGGCAAAUCUGUUGCAGCAACGUUCAACACGUCAGUCGAGGCAUCGGCACAGCACAACAUGGAGAACUCACGUCUUGUUGUGAUAUCUACUGGGGCAAAUAACACUGUGAAAAAUUCCAGUUCAAGUAAAAUGCAGGCAUGCAUUUCAAUAUGUAAACAAAUUAUUUCACCAAAAUUAUUCGUCACCUUCAAGAAAUUUAGAGUUUAAAUGUUGCAUGUUGAUGCGCAGCCUUGACUGCACGAACUUUGCGCUUAAUUUGUAUAUCAUUCAUUUUGUAAUAGAUAAACAUCUAAAUUGUUAUUAUUUCGUAAGAUAUUCAAUGCAUGUUAUGUAUUCAAGGCAAACAAAAAGUUAGUUGAAAUGUCGAGCUGAUGCUUAAUUUUAGUUUAGUUUCUAUUUUUUUCUCUGCUGUGGGGGAUGAAGUUUUUUGAUCAAAUUUUCGUAACCACAAAGAGGUUUUGUUUAGACACUGGAUGUAUGGUUCCCAUUCUUACACUGUGAAACACACGAAUAGUGCUGCAACAUAGGUACGCGAACACUUGUGGGUUAAUGUACGAUUCAACUUUUAAUUUUCAUUCCACAUAAAAUAUUUACGCCUAACACUUGAGAAUCUGAUGAUGAUUCGCAACUUUAGCCACCCGACGCUCACCUGGUUGUACAUCUUUAAAUUUAAUAAUUUAAAUCUUGCGUGUUAUUAACUCGCUGACUAUUAGCGCAUUGAAUGAGGUAUAAUAAUAAUAAUAAUGCAUAUUUGCGGCAUUUGUGUACUAUUAGUGGUACGCGGCCACGGUUAGGGAUCUCUGGAUAGGUACUGAUAAGGUGCAGAGGUUCGGAUGACUUAUCAAUUAAAGUAAAUAAAAGACACCACUCUUCUGCAGUAUAGGCACUCUGGCUCACAACAAGAUAAAGAAGGUUCUGGAACCUUUUAUUUACUUGAAAACAAUGAGGUACUUGUCUGGUACCAGAACUGCUAUACAUCUUAAUCUAUCAUUGCGUGAUUUACAUGAGAACUCUCGACAUUUAUUUAGGCUUAAAUCCAAAAUGAUAUUAUCACAGGCAAAGGAAAUUUGGGUUAUUCUUAUAAGUAAACACAAUGAAUGCACGUCCUCUUCCAUGUGACUAAUAAUUAUAUUUCGACUUUUAAUUAAUUUGCACAACGAAAAUAUUAUUGCCACCAUUGAUUAAAUUUUCUUUUAUCUUGCUGUCAUAGAGUAUUUGUUCAGAUUGACGGCUGACUAUGCUAUUUGGCAUCAAUUCGAAUGUUGACAAAACUGUAGCUAUUUAAAGUGAAACAGCCAUUUCUCUUUGAUGGUUGAGUGGACCUCGCCUUAUGAUGUCAAAGUCAUAGAUGUUAACUAGCAUGAAAAGUUCAGAGAAUUGAAAAGCUAUCAAAUAUCACUUAACGGAAUUUGUAUAAUUAUGAAUGUUAAAUAAUGCUCUUUUAGCUAUUAUGGUGUUCAAUUGUUAGAAUGUUAUACAGUACUGGUGAGCUUAUCUAAGUCUCAGUCUAAUGACCAAUGGAGUUAUCCUACUGAACAAAAAUUCACUUAAUAUAAGUAGUGUUCUAACAACUGUAAUUCAAUAAUGCAAUUCUUCGACGUAUUAUUUAACCAGCAGGAGGCAGGUCGCUAAAUUGCCGAGGAAUUUCUAAGCACCUAAGUGAAAGAAAUGAAACUAUUAUCCUAAGAUGAUAGAUUUUUAUUUUUUUUGUGAUGCAUAGGGCAUUUUGCAUUUCGCGAUGACACAGUUGUUAUUCAUGUCUUAUUUGUUACGAUGCUCUGUUUGAUGAUUUUGAAACCUUUGUGAUUCUAAUGUCAUGCCAUACUAUAGUUUUAUUCAUAAUCGCUCUGAUCAGUGCUUUCCAAUAUUGCGAAGUAUAUAAUCAAAAAAUAAUGUUUAAUAAGAUAUGUAAGAUGAAUACU